Fimicolochytrium jonesii is the source of this 2960-nucleotide messenger RNA. RefSeq lists its product as uncharacterized. NCBI's taxonomy places the organism in Eukaryota, Fungi, Chytridiomycota, Chytridiomycetes, Spizellomycetales, Powellomycetaceae. The record is from RefSeq and is a predicted model, not a curated record. Bases 1 to 2460 code for a protein of 819 amino acids. The transcript has 6 exons.
AUGGGAAAAGCGAAAUCACGCAAUUCGGGUCAAAACGGCCAACGGAAGGCGAGUCUCAGCGAUGCAACAUCCGACUUUCCCAUCUACUCGACCAAAGUUGUCGCUGAAGAUAUCGUAGUGGAAGCUGAGCGACCGACAAUUGUCAAGCACAUCGCUUUCGCUGCUUCGCUCCUCGUCAUUGCCAUCUGCAUCUACUCCUACCUUCACUCGGCCAUCAAGAUCAGCGGGGUCGCCGUGACCGUGACGCUGGCUCUAGUAGCGUUGAGUCUAACCUUGCCGUUUUCGCUAACCGUCAAAGUCCAUCUGCAAUUCGCUUGGAACUGCUUUCUUCGCCCUUUCCUGGUCACCAAGAACAAAAAGAACGAUGCAUCACAACUGGCGACCGGCGACCAGCAACAUCAGGCACGUCUUGAACGGUUUUACGAAUCCCAAGCUGACAUUUACGAUGUGACCCGUGAACGACUCUUGCGAGGCCGUGAUACUAUGCUCGCCUUAUGCGUGCCCGGCAACCCCAACGCCAUCAACGUCACCGCACCAAUCACCCCCCACCUCGUCUGGCUCGACAUAGGCGGCGGCACAGGCUCCAAUAUCGAAAAGAUGCACGCCCACUACCCAAUCACCAACUUCCACCGCGUCUACCUCGUCGACAUUACUCCCUCCCUAUGCCGGAUCGCACGAGAGCGUUUCAUCAAGCUGGGGUGGACGAACGUGCGCGUCGUGUGCGCUGACGCCGCAACGUUCACCCUUCCAGCACCUGAGAGCGAUGACGACGUCGAUGCAGCGGAUGUGGAGGUUGCGCUCAUUACGACGUCGUACUCGUUGUCGAUGAUUGAUGACGCGGCGUUUUAUCCUGUGGUGGAUCAGUUGAGUGAGCUGCUCAGUGCUAAGGGCAUUUUCGGUGUCGCCGACUUUGGAGUUGCGAGGAAGAGGGAGGCCGAUAGCACGAGGAGGAUGGGCUGGAGCGGAAGGUGGUUCUGGCAGAUGUGGUUCGACCUCGACAAUGUCUAUCUUCAUCCCAGCCGCCGGCAAUACAUCGAGCACAAAUUCGCCCCCCUCAAACUGCUCAAUUGCAAAAACGACUUCAUCCCGUACAUCACCAAGAUUCCAUACUACGUUUGCAUCGCUUCCAAGAAGACGGCACCCAGCGGGAUCUUGUCUCAAGUCAAGAAGUCCGCGAGCGGGGAUUCGCUGCCGGCACUGGACGACUAUGAAUCCAAUGCUCUCCUUAAGAAGGACUCGGCAGCCGUUCUGGACACGGUCGGGACAUCUCUCGUCACGAAUGGAGGUCGAUGGAGGCAACCGUUCGACUUUAAGUUAUGUGAUCGUUUCUCAACCUAUAUCUAUGCGUUCACUUGGGAGGACCCUGAUACGGAUCUACACUUUAUGGACUUGAGACCUUCCGACCGGAUGCUGGUCAUCACGUCGGGCGGAGAGAAUGUCUUAAAAUACAUCACGGACGUAGGGCCGGCUAGGAUCCACUGCGUCGACUUCAACCCGUGCCAAAACAACAUGCUCGAGCUGAAGCUCGCGGGACUGUCAUCCCUCACCUUGAAAGAAUUCCACCAUCUCUUCGCGGAAGGGUUCCCCAACCACUCCCGCGACGAGUUCCACAACCUGCUCCUAUCACGAAUGUCGCCUCACCUCAGUUCACAAGCGCUAGCCUUCUGGUUACGCCCCGAAAACUCCACCUUCACCAACCUGUACAACACAGGCGGAUCCGGCCUCGCAAUCCGUGCAUUCAACCUCAUCACCCGCUUAGCGCGCCUGCGACCGGCCGUCGAGCGCAUGUGCGACGCGCCCACCCUCGCCGUCCAGCGGGAGGUAUGGGAAAAGGAAAUUCGGCCCUACUUCCUCUCACCACUGUUCAUCCGCCUGCUCAACAACAACAGCUUCCUCUGGUCGGCCUUGGGCGUGCCCCCGGCGCAGAUGGCCAUGCUGAUGGAGGAAGGCUCGGCGUACAAAUACAUUGUGGACACCUUCGACCCGGUGAUCAACGAGACGCAUCUGCGGACUGAGAACUAUUUCUACUACAUGCCCCUCAUGGGCCGCUAUUCGGGGGAGAACUGCCCGUCGUAUAUGACUGAGAAGGGGUUCAACUUGUUAUGCGGGGCGGGUCGCUUGGACGCUAUCAAGAUCCAUACGGAUCGGAUCGUGAGCGUGCUGGAGAACGGCUGUGGCGAGGAAGAUGUCCCCGGCACGAAGCUGACGCGGGUCAUCUUGAUGGAUCAUCUCGACUGGUUCACCGAAGCCGACGCGGAUGCCGAAGUCGCUGCCCUCUCGAAGCAGUGCGCCACAGGGGCCAAAGUGUUUUGGCGAUCGGCGUCAAAGCAUCCGUGGUACGGACGGUUAUUUGAGGCGCAUGGGUUUGAGGUCUUCCCGCUGCAGAUCAGACAAGACGAAACCAUGUGCAUUGAUCGCGUGAAUAUGUAUGCGUCACUUUGGUGUGGUGUAAAGAUGUGAUGGACGAUGGAUUUUGGGACAUGCGCUGCCUAGGCUGCAGGGAACGCCAUAUGUAUUUUGAGGAUGCCGGAUUCCGAUGUAAUAUAAACAAUCUUAACUUCAUAUUCGCGGAUAGCUUCAGACGAGGCAAGCGGCCGGUUCCCCAUGUGCUUUACAUCUCGAAAUUAGUACGGAGGACAUGCGGUGGGGCCUUUCCUCCGAUUGAUUCUCCGAGUGCCGCGCCUGAACGUCCGUUUUCGCUGGACCCGACUCUGCUUUUAUAAGCAACAACAGCCUUGGUGUGCAAUUGAAGGAUUCGAGCGACGGUGGCGUAACUGGUUCUAUCGCACGCGAACGUCCGGCUUAUUUUCCGGUGGGGAGAAUGGAUCGCAGAUCAAAAUUGAGGUCUCGCUCGCUACAUGGAAGCAAGAGGCGGCCGAUCGUGGAAGGAAGAAGGAAGGAAGACGUGGACGCGUAGGGAGGAAGUUGGGGAACGCGUCUUUGCAGGCGGUUAGAAGCAG